This is a messenger RNA of Penicillium concentricum, 1299 nucleotides long. RefSeq lists its product as uncharacterized. Bases 1 to 1299 code for a protein of 432 amino acids. The transcript has a single exon. The record is from RefSeq and is a predicted model, not a curated record. Gene Ontology annotation, cellular component: chromatin. Gene Ontology annotation, biological process: DNA-templated transcription; regulation of transcription by RNA polymerase II. Gene Ontology annotation, molecular function: RNA polymerase II cis-regulatory region sequence-specific DNA binding; DNA-binding transcription factor activity, RNA polymerase II-specific; zinc ion binding. Lineage: Eukaryota; Fungi; Ascomycota; Eurotiomycetes; Eurotiales; Aspergillaceae.
AUGGAUAUAUUCCCGGAUGAGCUCGAUUUUUUGACUCAGCUAGCCGAUAUUGAGAAUUCCGUUGACAUGACCUCCUGGAUGUGGACACCAGAUAUGCUCUCGGUCUCUGGGGAUCACAGUAUCAUGACCGGUGCGAGCUAUCCGCUGAUUGCGCCGUAUACCGCCAUCCCCGAACGGAUGUUGUAUCCUGAUACUUUCCGAUUGCCAAGUGAAUACAUACUCACACUCGAAAGCGAUACUACCAUCCCUUUGGAAAGGCUUGAAAUGUACUCGCGACUAUUCUUUACACAUUUCCAAGCUUUGCUGCCCAUAAUCCACGUUCCCACAUUUUGUCUGGCAUCAGCUCCAGUAGUACUUGUCCGUGCAAUUUGUCUGAUCGGAGCCAGGCUUGACGCCGACCCUAUAUCAUUUUCAGAUGCAGGGGUUUUCUACGGAUCUCUCCCGUCACUGUUCGCAAAAGGAUGUCUUCAUUCCGACGGAGUAGCGCCAAAUUUUGAAGAAUUACAAGCACUUGUAUUGUUCCAAUUCGCCAGCAUGGCAAAUGGAGGAAGUGCUGAACGAGCCGCGUCGCGAAUGUUACAUCCACUGCUUGUUUCUGCUGUGCGUCAAGCCGGCCUUCUAAAAGUCCACGGGGAGUGUACGAAAGCCACACGGAAGGCAAGCUCAUGGAAAACCUGGAUCCAGAAAGAAUCACAAAAGCGAGUUCUUUGGGGUGUCUAUGCGAUAGACUGCUAUCAAUCCAUUCUUUGUGGUAGUCGACCACUUCUUUCGCCAUCGGAAACUCGCGCUUCUUUUCCUUGCGACAAUUCAAGCUGGGAUGCAUAUUCUGCCUCGUCCUGGGCUGCUUUACCCGCACAAGACCCGUCUAGCUGUUUCUUGAGCUCGAUCAAGAGUUUAUUGCUUGGAAAAUCUCCGUCCCUGUCAAAUAUGACAGCCUUUGGUAUGAAUCUGCUUAUUCUAGCUGUUCAUGCCUUGCUUCUUGAAGCCCAGACGUCAAUACUUCCUGUUGACCUCUCGGCUCUCCAUCAAGCUCUUCGGGCCUGGCAUGCUUUAUGGGAGGAGUCUCGGGGACAGUUCGCUUGCAAUUCUGAGCUUAACCCGGAAAUCUUUUUAAUCUCCAAUAGUCUUUCUUUGUAUUAUCUCGCAACUCACUUUUUACAAAGUGGACGCCCGGUAUUGAGCGAGAAAGCCUAUAUGGAAAAGUCCUCGAAUUCCGGGAACCCAUUGAUCAUUAAAGAGCAGAUAUAUCAGGAUGAAAUGAUGCGAUGUGUUAGGGGAAUGCUGAGGGAACUCCAGUAG